GGCACUUGUGUGGCAGGGCGAGGCCGGGCAGCGUCUCUCCGCAUGAGUGCCGGGUUUUCGCCAGUAUUUGCGUAGUGUGCUGACUGGUCCGGGGCACGAUGCAGGAGAUGCGGGGGCCGCGCCCUGAGGCGCGUGAGGGUGCCCUCAGGUCGUUGCUCAGCUCUAUCCAGAGCUCCGUAUUCGUGAUCGGCUCGGCCUUAGUGGUCCUAGCGGCCUUCAGGAACACAAUCACAUGGCAUUUUCAGCAGCUUUGGGGGACCUCCGGAAACCUGUGGCAGUCAAUCUGGGAUCAAGUGUAUGACUUCUUCGGAGGGGACCAGUACAAGAUAUUCAUCUAUGGGACGCUGAUCUUUACCCUAGUUGUGUUCUGGACGGCCAGCAGCAUCUAUAUCUUGAUGGAUGUGCUGCUGAAGCCCGAGCAGCUGCGUCGCUACAAGAUGCAGCCGGGCACCAACGAGCCGGUGGACACUCGCCGCCUGUUGCAGGCCGCCUUCUGGGUCCUGUUCAACCAGACGAUAGUCGGUGUGCCGGUGAUGAUGGUGUUCUUCCCGGUUCUGGAGCUUCGCGGCUACGACGCGGGGCGCGAGCUGCCCACCUUCCAUUGGGUGCUGCUCGAGCUGACCGUCUGCAUACUAGUGCAGGAGGUGGGCUUCUACUAUAGUCACAGACUGCUGCACCAUAAGCUGGUCUACAAGCACAUUCACAAGUGGCAUCACGAGUGGACGUCUCCCAUCUCGAUCACGGCGCUGUACGCCCAUCCGGUGGAACACGUGCUCUCCAACUACUUGCCGAUGCUUCUGGGCGUGCUUGUCACGGGCAGCCACCUUGCCACCUCUUGGCUCUGGUUUGGCAUGGGCAUCCUCUCCAUCAUCAACGCUCACUCAGGCUACCAUCUGCCGUUCUUCCCCAGCCCAGAGGCACACGACUACCACCACCUGAAAGUGCAACAGCUUGAUCGAAGGGGGCAAAUAUCGGAUCCGGCUGCUGCCUCCCGGUUUAGCUCACACCCUUAUUCCUGUCGCGCUGGCGUCAGACACUGGUUCGACCAGUGUUUCGGCGUGCUGGGCGUGCUGGACCGCCUGCACGGCACGAAUGACAAGUUCCGUCAGCAGCCGAACUACCAGUGGCACGUGAUGCAGCUGAGCCUGGUGCCGCUGCGCCAGAUGUACCCGGAGCCUGAGAGGAAGGGAGCCAAGAAGCAGUGAGCGACCCAGUUGGUGCAUGAAUAGCUGUAAAGCCAGUGACAAGAGGGAUGUUUGAAUGUCAUGAGGAAACUUCAAUUGCACUUAGCCUUACGUUUGAUGUUCACGUAAGAAGGGCUUUCAAAGGCACGGCGUCGGCUUCAGUGGUUGGGUCAGGGCAUGUGAUUGGUGUCGCAUCAAUAGUCGCAUUUGGACGGUGGAUUCAUUAGGUGAAAGGCACUGUUCCUCACUCGUGCGAGAUUUUAAGCUGAAAUAUACAUUUUUAAGAGAAUUUAGUUUAGUUCACAGCCCUGUCCUUUUUAAGACCUAAAUGACUCGAGUUUCUGAGCUAUCGCCCGCGAGGAUGCGUAGAUCAUCUUGUGCAGACAAUUUCAAGGUCUUUCAGAUGUGCAUCAUGACGCCAUAGCAACGCCAUGCACAUCCUGCCACCCCACGGGCCAGGCAGCGUUUAAGGCCGGGACGAAUAUUAUCGCCCAGCCAUUCAGAUCUGGAGUCAGUGAACACAAUUUUCCAAAUACAGUGGACGUCCAUUGGCUCUCAAACAAUAUUCAUUAAGCUGCACAGGUUUUGAUCACGAAACAGGUUUUGUGCUACAUAAUAUAGGAAGUCGGACAGGGAUGAGCCAGUUGACGGCAGUUAUAUCUAGAAAUCCCGCUCAGCAACGCCAGAUGUGAACGACUCGACUCUUUUUUGCCUUGAUCGCCGCAUGAAUAAUGAAAUGGCAGGAUUUUAAUGACGUUAUUAUAACGUCAUGGUUAUCUGGUUGGCCUUGAGAUGGUCUCCCCGAAAAAAUCUGUACAAUUUUCGCCAGCGUGUAGCUGUAUCUCAGAGUGGCUUGGGUCUUAAAAAGAGCAGGGAUGUAAACUGCACCGAAUGAUCGUCAAGAUGGCUAUUUUGGUUCAAACCCCAUACAAAUGUGGAACACUCCCUUUAAGGAUAACGUCAUAAUGGAGUAUGUGAAUACAAGUAAACAGCUUAAACCCACGGGUAAAUAUGCAAGGACACCCCGGGAAAGGAUUAAAGCACAAGCGCACGAUAUUUUGCUCAGCGAAUACUUUCAGCCCGUGCUUCCAUCUCUCGACCAGGUAAAAUUAUUAUAAGUCAGUGACAGUUUCGCACCGUUUAUUUGUCAGCACCUCAACAUCAUACAAAUGUUCCAUGACGCAUGUUAUGGUGUGUUAAGGAACCUCUGUACUAAGUAGAGAAAUUGUGUUGUCUAGAGCAGCCCUUUCCACUAGACAGUGCACCAACAGUUAUGUGAGUUCAUUUUGUCAUAUAUGGUGCUUGCUUCAGUAUCUUCAAAUGUGUGAUAUUCCAUUUUCAGGCAGCACGCCCCCUUUUUGCGUCCAAGUAUGCGCUAGUAGCAGGGCGUAGCGUCUCCUAAGGAAUAGGGGGAGGGGGGGGGGGUGCUGAAAAGUGAAAGGUGGUCCAAUUUACUUCCAAAAUAUGCCAACGAACGGUUUCCAAGCCAGAAUUGGCCUACAUUCUUUAGGGGGCUUGUGCUCAGUUGGGGGGGGGGGGGGUUGAAACCCGAGUUGAGG
Messenger RNA from Pollicipes pollicipes, 2743 nucleotides. Its product is annotated as fatty acid hydroxylase domain-containing protein 2. The record is from RefSeq and is a predicted model, not a curated record. Gene Ontology annotation, biological process: lipid biosynthetic process. Bases 99 to 1205 code for a protein of 368 amino acids. The transcript has 7 exons. Gene Ontology annotation, molecular function: iron ion binding; oxidoreductase activity. Lineage: Eukaryota; Metazoa; Arthropoda; Thecostraca; Pollicipedomorpha; Pollicipedidae.